AGAGAGAGAGAGAGAGAGAGAGAGGUGAUUAGGUGUUGGAAAAAUCGAUCGAAGAAAGGGAAAAGAUGGACAAGAACAUGCUUGGAGAUUUGGAUAAUCUUCCCGAGGAAGAUAAGCUCAGAAUGAACACCAUGAUUGAGCAACUCCAAAUCCGUGACAGCUUGAGGAUGUAUAAUAAUCUGGUGGAGAGGUGUUUCACUGACUGUAUAGACAACUUCCGACGGAAAAAUCUUGACAAGCAAGAGGAGACUUGUGUCCGCCGUUGUGCCGAGAAGUGGCUGAAGCACUCGAUGCGGGUUGGAUUGCGAUUCGCCGAACUCAACCAAGGUGCAGCAACCCAAGAUGAAGUCCCCAGCUCUAAAUAGAUAGCUUGGUGGUUGAAAUAUUUAGGGAAAAACAAUUCAUAUGACUAUUAUGUUCUUCUAGUUACUCUAAAAUUAUUUGACUAUGAGAAAUUGAUCACUGCCGCCACCUUUACUUUUGGUUGAGAAGUAGCCUAUGAAGUUUUGAUCGAGAUAUUCCAACUCAACAAUAAUAGUUCAAGAUGUCAUUUUGCCCAUCUCCUGAUGGAAACUUAUAUUUAGUGGUAUUUGCUUGCAAUUGCCAUUAAUUUUGUUCUAUCCACUCUUUAGAGAUUUAUAAGAUUGGUUAUGGUAUAUGCCAAUUGUUUGGAGUAAUGUUCUUUUCCAAUGCUUCAUUGGUCUGAAAAUGAAACAUUUGUUGUUGGAUUGGAUUGGAUUAUCUAUGAUAUUUCUAGUAUCAUUAUCCAAAAAUGUAGUGGUUAAACUUACUAACCCCUUCAUGGUAAUUUCAUAGGACUUCUAUUCUUUAAAUUAUACCAACAAGAAUCUUGAUGAUGUUCUCUUCAGUAUUAAGCAAACAGGCAAUAAACUAUCCUUUAAAAUGCUUCACUCAUCAUUUGCUUCUAUCUCAUGAUUUCAUUUCCCUAAUUUAUUAAAUAGUGAGCUAAUGUUCAGUAACACUACUUUAGAAAUUGGCACAAGUGAGUAGAGAUUAAACACUAUUCCCUCCAUUCCAAAAUAAGUCUCGUUUUAGCAAAAUGGAGAAAUUCUAAAAUAAGUGUCGUUGUCACAUUUCAAUGCACUUUUUGUCAAAAGUUU
Molecule: messenger RNA, 1121 nt
Organism: Oldenlandia corymbosa var. corymbosa
Lineage: Eukaryota; Viridiplantae; Streptophyta; Magnoliopsida; Gentianales; Rubiaceae
Source: the annotation of a GenBank genome assembly